AUGGCCGUAUACAGCACAAACAGAUCUGGAACCAGGCUAAACCUGGUAACCCCUAGUAACAUCCAGGCUAAACCUGUAUCCCUGAUCAAGUUGCUUCUCACCUCCCUGAUCAAGGUGCUUCUCUCCUCCCUGAUCAAGGUGCCUCUCACCUUCCUGAUCAAGGUGCUUCUCACCUUCCUGAUCAAGGUGCUUCUGGCCUCCCUGAUCAAGGUUCUUCUCACCUUCCUGUACAAGGUGCUUCUGGCCUCCCUGAUCAAGGUGCUUCUCACCUCCCUGAUCAAGGUUCUUCUCACCUUCCUGUACAAGGUGCUUCUGGCCUCCCUGAUCAAGGUCCUUCUCUCCUCCCUGAUCAAGGUGCCUCUCACCUUCCUGAUCAAGGUGCUUCUCACCUUCCUGAUCAAGGUGCUUCUGGCCUCCCUGAUCAAGGUGCUUCUCACCUCCCUGAUCAAGGUUCUUCUCACCUUCCUGUACAAGGUGCUUCUGGCCUCCCUGAUCAAGGUGCUUCUCACCUUCCUGAUCAAGGUGCUUCUUGCCUCCCUGAUCAAGGUGCUUCUCACCUUCCUGAUCAAGGUGCUUCUUGCCUCCCUGAUCAAGGUGCUUCUCACCUUCCUGAUCAAGGUGCUUCUGGCCUCCCUGAUCAAGGUGCUUCUCACCUUCCUGAUCAAGGUGCUUCUGGCCUCCCUGAUCAAGGUCUGCCUGUCUGUCUCUUGCUUGUUCCGGUACAAUGGGCUAUCAUUCGUCUACCUCAUCUACCUCCUUCUUAUCCCUCUCUUCGCUGAGCCCACCAGCACAACCAUGCAGGGCCACACGGGGCGCCUGCUCAUGUCCCUGUGCUUCAGCAGUCUCAGCUUCCUGCUCUUCCACAUCAUCUAUCAGAUCACUGUCAACAGUCUACUGGCCGGGAACAACAUAGACCCCGCCUUCAACUGUUCAACGUGGGAGAAAUCUAUACGUCAGAUUGGUUUUGAAAGUGUGAUAGGUGCAGAUGCAGGAAACGGUAUCCGUGUGUUCCUCCCUGACAUAGGGAUGUUUUUAGCGGGGCUGGCCUGCUGGCUGCUGUGUCGUAGUCUGUUUCAGAAGAGACCGCCAGAGGACAUGGCCCAGGACAACACUGACUACGAACCGGAGGGAGAGGAGGAAGAGGAGAAGCUGAGCCCUGAUGACAACGUCCUGUUGGAUGAGGACUUUGAGGCUGGGUACGAGGCUGGAGAAGAGGAGGAGGAAGAGAUGGAGGAGGAAGAGGAGGAAGAUGAAGAGGAGGAGGAGGAGAGCAACAAGAUGAAGAUUCUGCGUCACAUUGCGGGCGUGGCGUCUAAAGUGAAGGAGAUCAUUGGGAAUCUGAUAACCACGGCAGGAAAAGUGGUGGUCACUAUACUGUUAGGACUCACAGGUAUCACGCUGCCUUCCCUGACGUCGGCAGUCUAUUUCUUCGUGUUCCUGUUCCUGUGUACGUGGUGGUCGUUCUGCCGCACCUUUGACACUCUCAUCUUCAGCUGUAUGUGUGUCCUCAUGGCCAUAUUCAGCGCUGGACACCUGGUUGUCCUCUACCUCUACCAGUUCCAGUUCUUCCAAGAGAGCAUCCCUCCAAAGGACAGCUACAUCAGUCUGUUCGGCAUCUCAUCCCUCAUCCAGACGGACUGCUCCUCUACAUGGAGGAUGAUAGUUAACCCUGAGCUGGCCUGGCACCACUUUGUUAACCCCAUUAUGCUGCUGCUGCUGUACUACACCCUGGCCACUCUCAUACGUCUCUGGCUCCAGGAAGAACCUAUAGAGGUAGGUAACAUCCUGGCCACUUUCAUACGCCUCUGGCUCCAGGAACCUAUAGAGGAACCUAUAGAGGUAGGUAACAUCCUGGCCACUUUCAUACGCCUCUGGCUUCAGGAACCUAUAGAGGAAGGUAACACCCUGGAGAAUGAAGAAGAGGAGGGAGAGGACGGAGAGGAAGAGGAGGAGGUGGUUGGGAACGGCACCGGGAACUCUGCGGACAAGAGGAGACAUCUGUGGUGGAAAGCAAACCAACGCACGGAGGAGAGAAACGGGUUGACUGCAAAGUCCAACGGGACGUCUUGUGACAUCUCCACCCUGAACACGGUGGAGAAUAGACCGGUCGGUCUGGACCUGUACUCCACCCCACAGUAUAAAAUGGAUCAAACCAAUAACAUUACAGAGAAGAAGAAUGGAAGUGUGUUUGAUGUCAGUCCAACCGUGGGAGGAGAGGCUGCUGGGAAGGAGGAGGAGGAGGAGGAGGCGGAACAGGAGGAGGAGGAGGAGGAGGGCAGAGUGAAUGCUGUUGUAACAGUGUUCAGGUUCAUUAUGAAGCAGAGCUAUAUCUGUGCUCUCAUAGCCAUGAUGGCGUGGAGCAUCACGUAUGUUAGCUGGCUGACGUUUGUGUUCCUGAUGUGGUCGUGUAUGUUGUGGAUGGUGAGAGAUCGUCGUCGUUACACCAUGCUAACCUCUCCCUUCAUGGUGCUCUAUGGGAACCUGCUCAUUGUUCUACAGUACAUCUGGAGCUUUGAGCUGCUGGAGCCCGUAACUGGACUCUUCCUCAAGAAGGACGUGCCUUUCAGUGAACUGGGAUCCAAGGUCCUGUGUCUGUUGAGCUUCUGGCUGCUUCUGAGACAGACUCUGACGGAGAGAAAGGACAAGCAGAGAGAGGAGGAUGCUGUACUCACUGACGUACAUGUGGAUAACCAACCCAAGAAGAAGGAUAACAUAGAUCUUCAGGUCUCAGGUUAUCACAGGAAUAACGUUAUAACAAAUGCUACAAUAUCCUGUUAUCUGCACUGCAGUUGUUUAUCAAGUAGAGCCAACUAUCUCCUCUCUGUGUGGCUAACCUUGUUUAUAGAGAAAGAGGAGGAUGAGGAAGGAGGGGAGCAGGACAUCAUGCAGGUUCUGGGGAACAUGGUGAUGGAGAUGCUGGUGAAAUACUGGAUCUACAUCUGUGGAGGAAUGUUCUUCUUCGUCAGCUUCGAGGGACGCAUGGUCAUGUACAAGAUCAUCUAUAUGAUGCUCUUCCUCUUCUGUGUGGCGCUCUAUCAGGUGCACUAUGAGUAUUGGAGGAGGAUCCUGAAAUACUUCUGGAUGUCUGUGGUGGUCUACACUAUGCUGGUCCUCAUCCUGGUCUACACCUUCCAGUUUGAUACCUCCCUACCCUUCUGGUCUAACAUGACUGGCAUGAGCAAAGAGAAACUGAAGGACCUGGGACUAGAACAGUUCUCCGUAUCGAUGCUCUUCACACGUAUCUUCAUCCCCACCUCCUUCCUCCUGGUGUGUAUCCUCCACCUUCACUACUUCCACGACCGCUUCCUGCUGCUCACUGAUCUGAAGGCUGUGGCCCAAAAACAGGACAGCACCAUCUACAGUCAUGCUAAAGUCAAUGGUCGCGUGUAUCUGAUCAUGAAUAGUGAAGAACAGAGUCUGACAGGACACAGUAGUGAAGAACAGAGUCUGACAGGACACAGUAGUGAAGAACAGAGUCUGACAGGACACAGUAGGGAAGAACAGAGUCUGACAGGACACAGUAGUGAAGAACAGAGUCUGACAGUACACAGUAGUGAAGAACAGAGUCUGACAGGACACAGUAGUGAAGAACAGAGUCUGACAGGACACAGUAGUGAAGAACAGAGUCUGACAGGACACAGUAGUGAAGAACAGAGUCUGACAGGACACAGUAGUGAAGAACAGAGUCUGACAGGACACAGUAGUGAAGAACAGAGUCUGACAGGACACAGUAGUGAAGAACAGAGUCUGACAGGACACAGUAGUGAAGAACAGAGUCUGACAGGACACAGUAGUGAAGAACAGAGUCUGACAGGACACAGUAGUGAAGAACAGAGUCUGACAGGACACAGUAGUGAAGAACAGAGUCUGACAGGACACAGUAGUGAAGAACAGAGUCUGACAGGACACAGUAGGGAAGAACAGAGUCUGACAGGACACAGUAGUGAAGAACAGAGUCUGACAGGACACAGUAGUGAAGAACAGAGUCUGACAGGACACAGUAGUGAAGAACAGAGUCUGACAGGACACAGUAGUGAAGAACAGAGUCUGACAGGACACAGUAGUGAAGAACAGAGUCUGACAGGACACAGUAGUGCAGAACAGAGUCUGACAGGACACAGUAGUGAAGAACAGAGUCUGACAGGACACAGUAGUGAAGAACAGAGUCUGACAGGACACAGUAGGGAAGAACAGAGUCUGACAGGACACAGUAGUGAAGAACAGAGUCUGACAGGACACAGUAGUGAAGAACAGAGUCUGACAGGACACAGUAGGGAAGAACAGAGUCUGACAGGACACAGUAGUGAAGAACAGAGUCUGACAGGACACAGUAGUGAAGAACAGAGUCUGACAGGACACAGUAGGGAAGAACAGAGUCUGACAGGACACAGUAGUGAAGAACAGAGUCUCACAGGACACAGUAGUGAAGAACAGAGUCUGACAGGACACAGUAGUGAAGAACAGAGUCUGACAGGACACAGUAGUGAAGAACAGAGUCUGACAGGACACAACCUAAAGAAUAAGUGGCACCUGGUGGUGGACCGUCUGACUGUGCUGUUCCUCAAGUUCCUGGAAUAUUUCCACAAGCUGCAGCUCUUCAUCUGGUGGCUCCUAGAGAUACACAUCAUCAAGAUCGUCUCUUCGUAUAUCAUACUGGUCUCUGUUAAGGAGGUGUCCUUGUUCAACUACGUAUUCAUGGCUUGCUGGGCCUUCGCUCUGCCCUUCAGUCAGUUCAGACCCCUAGCCUCCAGUAUCUGUACAGUCUGGACCUGUGUUAUCAUCGUCUGUAAGAUGUUGUACCAGCUGGAAUCUAUACAACCUGCCUCUUACUCCAAGAACUGCUCCAUGCCAAUGAACUACACAGAGAAACAGAGAGAGGAAAUGAAAGACUCUCUGCUGUACAAGGAGCCAGUAGACCCGUCCAACUGGGUCGGUCUCAACAAGUUCAACCCUCUACUGGAGAACCUCAGGAACAACCUGCUGAUGUUGGCCAUGCUGGCGUUUGAGGUGACCAUCUACCGUCACCAGCAGUACUACAGACUGAGGAACAAGCUCACCGCACCCGCUGCUCGCAUCAUCUUCCAUGACAUCACGCGGCAACACCUCGACAACGGCAUCAUCAACUGUGUCAAGUACUUCAUCAACUACUUCUUCUACAAGUUCGGGCUGGAGACGUGCUUCCUACUGGCGGUGAAUGUGAUUGGCCAGCGUAUGGACUUCUAUGCUAUGCUGCAUGCCUUCUCUCUGAUAGCCGUGAUGUACAGACGGAGAAGGAAAGCUAUAGCUGAGAUCUGGCCUAAAUACUGUUGUUUCCAGGCCUGUAUUCUAACCUGGCAGUACUUUGUGUGCAUCGGGAUACCACCUGCAGCUUGCAAAGACUACCCAUGGCGGUUCCCUAACUCUGCAAUGGACUCCAACGUCAUCAAGUGGCUAUAUUUCCCUGACUUCCACACCAAACCCAACCCAAUCUUUCUCGUCUAUGACUUCAUGCUCCUCCUCUGCGCCUCACUCCAGGGGAGUAUAUUUGAUGAGGAGAACAAGGCAGCCGUCCGUCUCAUGGCCGGAGACAACGUGGAGAUCUGUAGAGACCUCGACGCAGCCUCCUUCAGCGUUCACAACCCUGUGCCUGACUUCAUACACUGCAGAUCCUACCUGGACAUGCUGAAGGUGAUUAUGUUCAGCUACCUGUUCUGGUUCGUCCUCACCAUCAUCUUCAUCACCGGCACCACGCGUAUCAGCCUCUUCUGUUUGGGCUACCUGGUGGGAUGCUUCUACUUCCUGCUGUUCGGCGGGGAGCUGCUGCUCAAGCCAAUCAAAAAGAUCCUACACUACUGGGACUUCCUGAUCGCCUAUAACGUGUUUGUGAUCACCAUGAAGAAUAUCCUGUCUAUCCUGGCCUGUGGUUACAUCAACGUCCUGGUGGUCAAUAGCUGUUGGCUGAUCCAGCUCCUCAGUCUGGCCUGCACCAUCAAGGAGUACAAGAAGUGUGAUCUGCCCAAAGACGAGGCUGGGAUCAUCUGGGACAGUAUCUGUUUCGCCUUCCUGCUGUUGCAGAGGCGUGUCUUCAUGAGUUACUACUUCCUACAUGUGGUGGCUGACAUCAGGGCCUCACAGAUACUGGCCUCCAGAGGGGCUGAAUUGUUCCAGGCUACUAUAGUGAAGGCAGUCAGAGCCAGACUGGAGGAAGAGAACAAGUCUAUGGAACAGCUGAAGAGACAGAUGGACCGUAUAAAGCAGCGCCAGGAGAAGUUUAAGAGUGGGAAGAAAAAGAUGUUGAGCCUGGCUCAGGAAUCUGGGGACAGAGAGAACCCCAUCCAGCCACAGGAGUCAGGGGACAGAGAAGAGAAAGAGAAAGUGAAAGAAACAGCCAAGACUAAAAAAAGGCAGUGGUGGCGGCCUUGGGUUGACCACGCCUCCAUGGUGAGAAGUGGAGAUUAUUACUUGUUUGAAACUGACAGUGAAGAAGAGGAGGAAGAGGAGGAGAAAAGAGAGGAUCAAGAGCUGCCCAAGAAGUCAGCGUUUCAGCGAGCAAUUGGGAAGUUUGCCUCAGCCCUUAUAGCUCUGCCCAGAUCUAUCAUUAAACUGCCCAAAACCAUCCUUCAGUAUGUAAUCAGGGCAGCCAAGUUUGUCUACCAUGCCUGGAUAACAGACUCCAAGGCAGCCAUGAAGGAACGAAGCAAAGAGAAGCGUAAGUUCUGGAAGAGGUACACCAAGAGAGACAAACACAAGAAGGACAAGAAGAAAGGUCAUGUGACUAUAGAGAUGGAGGAAGAUCAGGAGGGAACACAGAAGAAGAAGUCUGACGGACCAGACAACAUCCUGAAGCGAGUGUUCAACAUCAUCAAGUUCACCUGGGUGUUGUUCCAGACCAUGGUGGAGAGCUUCACCAAGUGGAUGAACAACGUGUGUAGAGAACACAUAGACAUCUCCACCGUGCUGCGUAUUGAGAGAUGCAUGCUCACUAGAGAGGUCAAAAAGGGCAACGUCCCGUCCAGAGAGAGUAUCCACAUGUUCUACCAGAAGCAGAUGCGUAUGAGCAUGUCCCGGGGGUCCAGCCUGGACCGGCUCAGUGAGGAGGACAGUGCGUCGGGGGGGUCUCACAGGGUCCGCAGGAGGAGAGGCGACUAUCGCAUGGAGAGCCAGGACAGCAUGGCAUCUUUGGCAUCACGAGACAGCAUAUCCAGUGCCUACACUGAGGCCACCAUGCUGUUCUCCCGCCAAGACACGCUGGACGAGCUGGACGGAAUGCCGUCAGACGUUCACAUUCCCAAAACCAGUGAACGUGCCCGGCCAAAACUCCGUAAGAUUUACGGCCUGGACGCCUCCAAAUCAACUGACAGCAGCAGCAGCCAAGUGUCCAGUGAAACGACCCAGUGCAUCACUCUGUACUCCCGGCAGGGCACCACCGACACCAUCGAGGAGGUGGAGGACGAACAGGACCAGGGGGAAGACAGGCAGCACGGACCCUGGGGACACCCACCUCCGGAGGGGGCAGAGGGGGCUGAAGACAGCCCCUGGCGGGGUGGAGGAGAUGAUGGUGGUGGAGAGACCACAGAGGAGAGGGAGCGGUACCAGGGUCAGGGGGAUCCAUGGGGGUCUCCAGGCCCAGGGGAGGGCCCCUCCUUCAGGGUAGAGGAAGGAGCGUCAACCCUCCUGGCCCUCCAACAAGGAUCCCGACCAGGGUCCCAGGACUGUACCACUGACAGUGACGACGGGGGUGUCCAGGACCGGCAAGAAUACUUGAAUAGGGAAGAGCGUGACCGGGCGGGGCUGCUGUACACCCCAGACACGGACGCUCCAAACACCUCGGAUGCUGAUGUGCCUCCCAGCUACAGCAAGGCGGUGAGCUUUGACCGUCUGGAGGUGAGUGAGGAUGAGAGCGACAGGGACGAUAAUAGGAUGAUGGCGAUGACCCCAGACACCAGCCGGUCAGACUAUCUGGACGACCCCUUGCUGCCCUCGCUGACCACUGAGCUGACCGCCAGCGAACUGCUGCUCAACAAGAUGUUCCAUGAUGAGGAGCUAGAGCGGUCGGAGCGGUUCUAUGUGGGCCAGCCCCUGGUGCUCCAGUUGGUCUAUGCCCUGUAUAACAUGCUGGUGGCCCACUCUGAGAGUGUGUGUUACCUAGUCAUCAUCCUCAACAACAUGCUGUCAGCCUCCUGCGUCACGCUGGUCCUCCCUAUCCUCAUUUUCCUCUGGGCUAUGCUGUCCGUACCUAGACCCAGUAAGAGGUUCUGGAUGACUGCCAUCGUAUACACUGAGGUAAUGGACAGUACAUUAAGAUAUAUACUGCUACAGUAG
Molecule: messenger RNA, 8301 nt
Organism: Salvelinus namaycush (lake trout)
Lineage: Eukaryota; Metazoa; Chordata; Actinopteri; Salmoniformes; Salmonidae
Product: piezo-type mechanosensitive ion channel component 2-like
Exons: 48
Coding region: 1-8301 (2766 amino acids)
Source: RefSeq, a predicted model, not a curated record